AUGGCAUCGAACGGCAGUAAUGAUGCUGCGAGCGUUCCGGCAACACAUCGCGCCGUCAUUAUAGAAGCUGGAGACCAUGUGCGCAUACGAGAGGAUGUGCCCUUGCCUUCACUCCAGGAUGAUCAAUUCCUCGUUCGAACUGAAGCUGUGGCCAUCAAUCCCAGCGACACCAAGAUGCGCGGCACCUUUGUGACUGCUGGCGGCAUUUUGGGAACUGAUUACGCCGGGACCGUCGUGGCUCGCGGGCAGCAUGUCACCGAGGUGGCUGUAGGCGAUAGGGUCUGCGGAGCGCAACAUGCCAUGUACGCCAACGAGCCUCUCCGUGGUUCUUUUGGGGAGUACAAUAUCUCAGCCGGCAGAGUCUGGUCAAAGUUGCCGCCCUCGAUCAGCACUACCAGUGGUGCAACAUUUGGCGCAGGUAUCAGCACUGCGGGUAUAGCUCUGAAGCUUCUGGGACUGCCUCUGCCUGACGCCCCAGUGGAGAAGCCUGCAUACGUUCUGGUGUAUGGAGGCAGCACCGCGACUGCAACUAUCGCGAUACAGCUACUCAGAUUGAUCAACAUGAUACCCAUUGCAACUUGCUCCGCCAAGAACUCGGAACAAGUCAAAUCGUAUGGUGCCGAGGAGACUUUUGACUACAAAGAACCAGGUUGCGCGGCCAGAAUUAAAGCUUACACCAAAAACAACCUACGAUACGCACUAGACUGUAUCACGAAUGUACAGACAACCACCUUCUGCUAUGCCGCACUCGGCCGCGCUGGCGGCAAGUAUGUCUCGCUGGACCCGUACUCGGAGCAUGCCGCCGCGCGACGCACCGUCAAGGGCGACUGGGUGCUGGGGCCCUCCAUCUUUGGUGACGGUUCGACGUGGCCGGCGCCGUACGGUCGGCCGCCGAGCGACGAGCUCCGUGCUUAUGGAGAGAAACUGUGGAGGUUGGCGCAGGAGCUGAUCGCCGACGGCAAACUGCGACCUCAUCCUGCUCGCACGCUCGAGGGGGGACUUGAACGCAUAUCGGAGGGAAUGGAAAUGGUGAAGAAUGGCCAGUUUGCAGGAGAGAAGUGCGUGGUUCUUUUGUAA
Messenger RNA from Pestalotiopsis fici W106-1, 1077 nucleotides. RefSeq lists its product as uncharacterized. NCBI's taxonomy places the organism in Eukaryota, Fungi, Ascomycota, Sordariomycetes, Amphisphaeriales, Sporocadaceae. Gene Ontology annotation, molecular function: oxidoreductase activity, acting on NAD(P)H. The record is from RefSeq and is a predicted model, not a curated record. Bases 1 to 1077 code for a protein of 358 amino acids. The transcript has 3 exons.